This is a messenger RNA of Hyposmocoma kahamanoa, 1712 nucleotides long. RefSeq names its product senecionine N-oxygenase-like (gene FMO2). NCBI's taxonomy places the organism in Eukaryota, Metazoa, Arthropoda, Insecta, Lepidoptera, Cosmopterigidae. The transcript has 8 exons. The record is from RefSeq and is a predicted model, not a curated record. Bases 218 to 1522 code for a protein of 434 amino acids. Gene Ontology annotation, molecular function: NADP binding; flavin adenine dinucleotide binding; N,N-dimethylaniline monooxygenase activity.
UCUCGACUCUCGCAAAUUUCUGGUAUCUUAUCACAAUCGUGAUGGUAACACCGUCAUUCGUUACUUGUCAUUUGUUAAAGAUGGAAAAGGACAUUUGAAUUUGAAAUUAUUAUUUCUUAAAUUUUUAGGUCAUAAUUUUAAUAUCUAAAUAAAUAAAAAGUUAAAAAACCACAGUCACUUAAGUGUUUAAGUUCUUGGAGUGUUUCUAGCGUUCAAAAUGGCACAAUCAGUUGAUAAACGGGUAUGCAUAAUAGGAGCAGGAAUAGGAGGUCUGACAUCAGCAAAGUAUAUGAAAGAAGAAGGCAUAAACUUCACUGUUCUAGAAGCGACUAACUAUGUUGGAGGGACGUGGCGAUAUGAACCUAAAAUCGGCACUGAUGAUUAUGGAAUGCCUAUUUAUACUAGUAUGUACAAACAUUUGAGGACCAAUUUACCGAAACCAACCAUGGAGCUCAGAGAUUUCCCAGCUCCAGAUUCGUGGCCUUCCUUCCCAAGCUGGAAAUUGUUCUAUGAAUAUAUUAAAGACUACGCAAGACACUUUGAUUUGGAAAAACACAUAAAGUUUCUACAUAUUGUGACUUCAGUGAGGAGAGAAGGAAAUGUUUGGAAGGUGAAACAUAAACACAUUCCAAGUGGAGAGGAAUUUGUAGAAGAAUAUGACUUUGUUGUUGUUGGUACAGGACAUCACAGUAAACCUAAUAUGCCAAACAUACCAGGAGAAAGACUUUUUAAUGGUACAAUAAUACACAGUCACGACUACAGAGUACCAGAUGCUUACAAAGACCGUCGAGUACUCAUGAUAGGGUCAGGUCCUUCAGGAAUGGAUAUCAGUUUGGAUGUAGCUGAAACUGCAAAAACUUUAAUACAUAGCCACCAUUCUGUAGUGAACUUUAGAACACCAUUUCCCGCAAAUUACAUCAAAAAGCCUGAUGUGAAAGAGUUUAAUGAGAAUGGAGCGAUUUUUGUGGAUGGGACCUAUGAAGAUCUUGACGACGUUAUAUAUUGCACAGGUUUUGAGUACGACUAUCCUUUCAUAGACGAAACAAGCGGAUUGACGCUCUCAAAGCGUAGUUUGACUCCGUUACACAAUUACAUGGUGAACAUACACCAACCUACUAUGGUUUUCAUGGGACUCCUAGUACGAGCAUGUUUAGUAAUCGCUAUUGAUGCACAGUCUCAGUAUGCAACUGCAUUAUUCAAAGGAAAUUUCACUUUGCCAACCAAAGAAAAAAUGUUAGAAAUUUGGCAGAAACGAGUUGAAGCUAUCCGAUCUAAAGGCAAGCCUAUUUCACAUAUACAUUUCGUGGACCACUAUGAGGAUCAAUAUUACGAGGAAUUGACAAGAGAGUCCGGCAUACCGAGAGUUCCUCCAGUUAUGUUCAAAAUACGCAUCAAGGACACGGAAGCCAAGUUGGAGAAUUUCUAUACAUUUAGAGAUUAUGUAUAUACCAUUAUAGAUGAUGAAACCUUUACCAGAAAGUUGGAGAAAGGGAAGUGUAAUAAAUUGCAUUGCGAACCGUAAAACAUUUAGUUCCUAUAAAAACAAUUAUUUUUACAAUGUAGAACAAUAAUAGAAAUAAUAAAUAUUUACACAACACAAUGUACGAUUUAGUACAUUCGUACGUUAUGCCUUUGCAUGCAGUUGUGUGUUAAAAACUUGGUUGGCGCACUGUACAACGCAGCCUAAGACCUAAACAUCGAAAAGUUCAUUC